AUGGUGCCUCGAAUGUUGCGUCUCUCUCGCCGCCUGUGCACUAACCUCCCAAGCCCCCUCUCCUCUCUCCCCGCCCAACUUCAUCGCGAAGCCGUGGCCACGCAAUCCCUGCUCUCCUCUGCGCAAGAAGCGUGCGCUACAGCCGCAGUCGAGGGCUCGGACGAGAUCGAGCGCGCGCAAGCACGCGCGCUCACCAAGGCGGCGUUAGAGCGGUACGUUGCUCUGGUGGCACGCGGGUCACCCCCCGUGCAGCUUUCGCCGAUGGGCGGCGGAGUCGAGGGGGAGGAGAAGGCGGAUUGGAAGGAGACAGUGCGGGAUAGGAACGAUGUAAUGAGGGCAUUAGGGGAGGACGUGCAUCGCUUGAGGAUGGCCGUGUUUCAAGGAAACAGACCCAGAGUGUGGAUGGGCUGGCACGGGUGGUUUUGAGUGCCGCUUGUGUUUCGGCCGUCUUCGCGAUUGAUCGUAACAGGUUAAUUGGGGUGGAGCGCGUGGUGUGCUCCAGCGUUUGCAUAAGGUGAAGCGGCACCUAUCGGAUGUCUUUGACUAAUCUCGAGGUAUCCAUUUGGUGGCACAAGGCCUUCUUGAUAAUCGCCUCGUGCCUCGACCAACAGGUGAAGAAGGGAAGGAGAGUCGCAUGCGUUAUGAGCUGAACACAGCGACGACCCGGACGAGGGUCCGUGAGGUGAUCGCGACAGUAAGAAGAAGGGCAUAAUGCAGUUUGGAGAUGCAUGAGGUGCCGAAGCUGCGCCGUAGAGCGGAUAUGGAAAGAACGGUUCGCGAAGACGAGGGGGAGCCUUUCGAUUGUUGGUAUUGGUGCGAAGGCGUACCUCGAUAAGAUGCGUAGUCAGGUGCCCGGGAUUCAGAUGAACAGGUCUUGAAGGUUCGGGAGUGUGGCUUUUUAGUGGCAAUCACGCUUCCAGCAACGUUGCCGACAGCGUGGUUUAACCGGUUUUGCUCUGCGCAGCAGAAAGUCGGUCUCUAUUUGGCGCUGGUUUAGAGGGCCAGGGAGAAAGUCUGGUCGGUUUGUGCUGUGCGUGAGAGCUGCGGAAAUAUCUUUCUUGUCGAUUGAAGGCAGUCGCUGAGGGAGUCGACCACGCAGGCGUACAGGGCAUGUUCAGAUGAUGCGAACGGGCGUGGGCCGGUGGAAGGCGCUCCGCGGGUGAAGUGCGAUGCUUAACGUGGUUGAUCGGAAGGCUUGCAAGUACGGGUGUAGCCAGCGCUUCAAGGAAGUUGUGCCUUACAAGACGCAAUAUCGUCCGCUCUUCACGGGUGGAGGUAAGCGUUUAGGGAGUGCUGGGACCUUGCCAGCGCAUGUUGGGUUAGUUCAGCUCAUUGGUGAGAUGAUUUCUGAUCGAAGAAGGUUGGGAAUAAAGUGUCACUACUUUGUCAG
This is a messenger RNA of Chondrus crispus (carragheen), 1390 nucleotides long. RefSeq lists its product as hypothetical. NCBI's taxonomy places the organism in Eukaryota, Rhodophyta, Florideophyceae, Gigartinales, Gigartinaceae. The record is from RefSeq and is a predicted model, not a curated record. The transcript is spliced from 2 exons. Bases 1 to 426 code for a protein of 141 amino acids.